AUGGUACCCCCUCCUACCUAUCCAUAUGGUAUGCCCGCUUGGUAUAACCCGCAAGCUGUCUGUGCUUAUCACUCGGGGGCACCCGGACAUUCCACUUUGGACUGCAAGGCUCUUAAGCAUAAAGUUCAAGAUAUGAUUGAAUCUGGAGAAAUUGUAAUUAGAAAGAGGGAGGCACAAGGGCCGAAUGUAAAUAGGAACCCCUUGCCGGAACACGUUAAUACCAUUGGGGUCAUUCUGGAUGACACGGAGUACGUGGAACAAGUCAAAGAGAUGGCUAGGGAAGCUGAGGUGUUUGGGAUCACAGACCAGCCAUUUGUCAUAGAGUUGCCAUCCGAAGAAGAUAAAAAACCUUUUAUCUUGGAUCUCACACCAACUGAGAGUGAGGCUUUAGAGCCAGUAUUCAUCGAAUUCCCGAAGCAAGAACCUGUUUUAAGUCUGCAGCAAGUGCCAUGGAAUUACGAUGAACCUGUCAUACAGAUUGGGGAGAAGUCAAUUGCAAAGAGGGAAGUGUCAGUGGUUACCAGAUCGGGGAAGACUGCCAGUCCGUUUGAAACUGCCAUUCCGAUUCCAGCAAAUAACUCCGAGCCGCCCGUUAAACCAACAAUCACCGAGAGAGAAGCCUUGGAUUUCCUUAAGAGACUUCAGAGAAGUGAGUACAAUGUAGUUGAAAAGCUGAGCAAGUCGCCUGCCCAGAUAUCCAUGUUAGAUUUACUCUUUUCUUCAGAUAGGCAUAGGGACGCGCUGAUCGAGGUGUUGACCAAAGCUCAAAUCCCUAAGGACAUUUCAGUUGAUAAUUUCUCACAUGUGGUUGGGAACGUAUUAUUCACCAAACAAAUCACUUUCUCUGACGAGGAAUUGCCGGCGGAAGGCAUUGGACAUAACAAGGCCCUGUACAUAGUUGUGAGGUGCAACGGAAAAAUGCUGCCGAAGGUAUUGAUUGACAAUGGAUCCGCUCUUAAUAUCUGUCCCUGGAGCACCUUGGAAAAGUUAGGAUUGCAAGACGUCAAGCUGAGGCCUUCAGGGACCAUAGUCCGAGGUUUUGAUGGAGCGCAAAGAGAGCCAAUAGGAGAAAUUGAUUUAGUAGUUGAAAUGGGGCCCGCCCAGUUUCAAAUAACCUGCCAAGUCAUGUACUUUCUUAGUGUUUACAAUGUUCUACAUGGAAGGCCGUGGAUUCAUAAGUCUGGGGUUGUGCCUUCUUCAUUACAUCAGUUGCUGAAGUUUGUAGUAAAUGACAAGCUGAUAACUAUAUUUGCCGAAGAGGAUUGCCUUGUAAUCACCGAUUCUGGGUCAAAAGAGGAUGGAAGCCGCAAUGUCACCAUGACUCCUCAUAGCACGGCUGACAUCGUCUCUGUAAGUUGGAUCACAAACGAGGAGCGAGCUUUACCAAAGGCCAGUGUCAUGAUGGCCAAAGAAAUGAUCCGUGGAGGCUAUGAAUUUGACAAAGGGCUGGGACGAGAUUUGCAAGGAAUUCUGAAGCCAGUGGAGAUUGUGGAGAAAAAGGAUUCAUUUGGUUUGGGUUUCCGACCGACUGCCAAGGACAUCAGAGAGAUGAAGGAACGCAAGAAAGCGGAGAAAGAAGGAAGGCAAGGGGCUCUUGACAUUCCACCACUGCAUUAUACUUUCCCACGACCAGCCGAGGUGAUCAUGUCGGAAAUUAACCCAGUUGAUGAAAUUGAAGCUAGUUUGGCCCAAUUGUUCGUUGGGGCAACAUUUGAAGAUAGUUUUCCAGACAAAGCUGAAUUUCCUGACAUCCCCGAAGGGUCAAUUCCCAAUUGGACAGCUGAGUUUCUGCCCGUUCGGAAGGAGUUUCGGUAA
Molecule: messenger RNA, 1815 nt
Organism: Coffea eugenioides
Lineage: Eukaryota; Viridiplantae; Streptophyta; Magnoliopsida; Gentianales; Rubiaceae
Exons: 1
Coding region: 1-1815 (604 amino acids)
Molecular function (GO): nucleic acid binding
Source: RefSeq, a predicted model, not a curated record